AUGUCCGUCUACAAGGUCGUCUCCACCUCGUCCGCGCCCUCGGCCAUCGGCCCUUACUCGCAGGCCGUCGUGCACAACGGCAUUGCCUACUCGAGCGGCUCGAUCGGCUUUGAGCCAUCGACGAUGCAGAUCGUCGAAGGCGGCGUCGAGGCGCAGACGCGCCAGGCACUCAAGAACCUCAAGGCUGUCGUUGAGGCGGCCGGCGCGAGCACGGCCAGUGUGCUGAAGACGACGGUGUUCCUCAAGGACAUGGGGGACUUCGCUAAGGUUAAUACCAUCUACGAGGAGUUCUUCGCCCCGCACAAGCCCGCGCGCUCGGCCGUCGAGGUGGCGCGUCUGCCCAAGGAUGCCCUCGUCGAGAUCGAGUGCAUCGCUGCCGUCACGGAGGCGUAA
Tilletiopsis washingtonensis is the source of this 393-nucleotide messenger RNA. Its product is annotated as YjgF-like protein. Gene Ontology annotation, cellular component: cytosol; mitochondrion. NCBI's taxonomy places the organism in Eukaryota, Fungi, Basidiomycota, Exobasidiomycetes, Entylomatales. Gene Ontology annotation, molecular function: deaminase activity. The transcript is spliced from 4 exons. The coding region runs from base 1 to 393 and encodes 130 amino acids. The record is from RefSeq and is a predicted model, not a curated record.